AGACGAUGAGGGUCGGCUGGGCUGGCCGGCUUCUCGGAGCGGUUGGCCCCCCGGCCCGGGCCAGAGGCCUGGCCAGGGCCACGGCCCCCCUCAAGUCCUACGACACGCGGCAAGUGGACAUCACCCCUCUGGAGCAGCGCAAGCUGACGUUCGACACCCACGCGCUGGUGAGAGAGCUGGAGACUCACGGCUUUGAAAAGGUCCAAGCAGAAACCAUCGUGUCCGCGCUGACCGCCCUGUCGAACGUCAGCCUCGACACGAUCUACAAGGAGAUGGUCACCCAGGCUCAGCAGGAAAUAACCCUGCAGCAGUUAAUGGCCCACUUGGACUCCAUCCGCAAAGACAUGGUCAUCCUGGAGAAGAGCGAGUUCGCCAACCUGAGGGCCGAGAAUGAGAAAAUGAAAAUUGAGUUGGACCAAGUUAAACAGCAGCUGAUAAACGAGACGAGUCGAAUCCGAGCAGAAAACAAACUGGAUAUUAACCUGGAGAGGAGCAGGGUGACAGAUCUGUUUACAGAUCAGGAGAAAAAACUCAUGGAGGCAACCACGGAAUUUACCAAAAAGGAUACCCACACCAAAAGUGUUAUUUCGGAGACGAGUAACAAAAUAGAUACCGAAAUUGCUUCUUUAAAGACGCUGAUGGAAUCCAAUAAACUCGAGACCAUUCGUUACCUGGCAGCCUCCGUGUUUACCUGCCUGGCUAUAGCCCUGGGCUUCUAUCGCUUCUGGAAAUAGCGAGGGAAGGAGCGAAAGAGCAGCCAGCGCCUUGGCCGGUCCGCGACCCCCGUGGAGGUAUCGGCCGGGGCGGACCUUGACGGGCAGAACUGUAGGCCUGAGCGCCCGCGCUGGAUACGCCGCAGCUAGGGUGGGCAGGAGGGGCCAAAGGGGUGGGGGCACAUCUGCCGUGGCUGGAAUAGCUGCAAAAAGAAGCUUCCAUCUUAUUGUCAGGCGACGCACACAGCCCCCAAAGGCCCGCCGGGGGCCUUUACAUCACAGGCCCGCUCCCCUGCCGAUUUCAAGACCCAAAAGUUCACACUUUCUUGUGGGCCUGUGGCCUCCGGGCUCCACCCAAGCUCCAUCGGUGGCUUGCGACGUUUAUAUCCAACCGCUGUCUCCACUCCUCCUGGGCUGCUCGCAGUCGAGGAUUCAAAGAACUGUGAGGGGGGAACCUCCUGGGCGUCCGCUUCCCCGGCGUCUAACCGAGACGUGGGCAGUGACCCAACUCUGCCCCAUCCACCGAGCUCUCAAUCGGGGGUUCCCUCGGUUGGCGGGGGUGGGCAUCAAUCCAGGAGUUCUCCAUCUCGUGUGCUCUGUGCGCGGGCUGCCUACCGGCGCUAGUUAUUCUUAGUAAAAUAAACGAUUGUUACACGCA
Messenger RNA from Tachyglossus aculeatus (Australian echidna), 1371 nucleotides. It is a transcript of the gene CCDC90B, whose product is annotated as coiled-coil domain containing 90B. Gene Ontology annotation, cellular component: mitochondrion. The coding region runs from base 6 to 734 and encodes 242 amino acids. Lineage: Eukaryota; Metazoa; Chordata; Mammalia; Monotremata; Tachyglossidae. The record is from RefSeq and is a predicted model, not a curated record. The transcript is spliced from 9 exons.